Messenger RNA from Menidia menidia (Atlantic silverside), 3537 nucleotides. Lineage: Eukaryota; Metazoa; Chordata; Actinopteri; Atheriniformes; Atherinopsidae. The record is from the annotation of a GenBank genome assembly.
AUGGGCUGGAUUUGCAUUAUCUUAUUAACUCUACUGGCAAGGACUAAGUCGGAAAACGAAACAUGCAAAAUGAUAGGGCAGUCAGGGUUUAUGGAAUUUUUUAAAGAAGGUGAUUUUUUCAUAGGAGGUGUUUUCUCCAUAGAAAGUUCAAUGACACUGGUUGAUAAUGAUUAUCAGGCAUUGCCAUAUACAUACUGCAAAAGAUGGAAUCCCAGGGAACUUAAGUUUGCCAGGACAAUGAUGUUUACUGUGGAGGAGAUCAACAGAGAUAAUGAGCUCCUACCUGGUGUGAGUCUGGGAUACAGGGUGUUCAACGGCUGUGGGACUGAAAAUCUGCUUCGAGCUGCUAUAGAAGCUGUAAAUGGAAAUGAUCCACGAGGUUGUCACAGUCAGACUCUGGCUGUUUUGGGUCAUUCAUCAUCGGGAGUAUCUGAUGACAUAAACAAAAUACUCAGUGCAAUGUCAAUUCCACAGCUGAGCCACCUGUCUACCUGUGCCUGUUUGAGUGACAAGAAGCGGUACCCUACAUUUUUCAGAACGGUUCCAAGUGACCAUUUCCAAAUCAUUGCUUUGAUCCAGCUCAUGAAAUACUUCAACUGGCGAUGGAUGCAAAGAACUGCCCACUUAUGUUUGUGUGUUCUGUUCUUAAACACAGUUACUUGUUGUGAGCUCUUCGGAAAAUUUAACAUGCCAAGCUUGUUCAAAGAAGGCGACAUAAUGAUAGGAGGGAUUUUUCCAGUUUUGAACAAAGAAAUCGGCAGCAUUGUUACAUUUGAGAGAGAGCCUCCUGGAGUGAAGUGUGCAGUGUUUGAUCUGCGAGCUUUUCGAUGGGCCCAAGUGAUGAUAUUUGCAAUUGAAGAAAUAAACAACAAUCCUCAUCUCCUUCCUAAUUUAUCUCUUGGAUACAGGAUCCUUAAUUCAUGUUCAUCUCCCACAAAUACCUUACGUGCUGCUUUAACAUUGGCCAGUAGACCAGUGGAGAAAGAAAUGUCUUCCUCUUGUCUUCCAACUAUGUCUGCGGUCAUAGCAGAGGCAGGGUCAUCGCAGUCCAUGGCUGUGGCUGGAACACUUGGACCAUUUCAAGGGGACUUUUCUCCUUUGAUGAAAGAGGUAGUGAAACACAACAUUACAGGCAUUCAGUGGCUCGCUAGUGAAGCAUGGAUAACAGCACCACAGCCCUCCACACCUGAAAUGUACCAGGCUUUUGGUGGAGCUCUGGGAUUUGUGGUGCAAAACAUGGCUAUCCCAAAACUAAAACCAUUUCUAACAGCUAUCAGUCCUUACACAGAUCCAAAUGCGGCAUUUGUAAAAGACUUCUGGGAGAUAAUGGUGGGGUGUAGACUGAAUGCAUCUGAUAUGAACAAAGGUGAAGAUGAAAUAAACAAAGUAUGCACAGGCAAUGAGAAUUUAAUGAAUUCCCAGGAGGUUUUCUUCAAUGUCACACAGCUAAGAGUUGCCUAUAAUGUGUACAAAGCUGUUUAUGCUAUCGCACAUGCCCUCCAUCAGCUGGUAUUCUGCCAACCAGCAGGAGAAAAAACAGACAGGCCAUGUUUGGACGUCUCAAAAAUUAAGCCCAAAGAGGUAAAACAAAUUGCAAAUACACUGACAAUAUUUCCAACUACCUGCAAAUACAUAUUCAGACAUGUUUCCAUGUGUUCUUUUGCACAGGUUGCAUAUCAUCUACAGAGAGUGAACUUCAAAAAUGAGUUUGGGGAUAGUGUGUUUUUUGAUGAAAAUGGUGACCCUCCUGCUUCUUAUGACAUUAUCAACUGGCAGCUGAAAAAUGGGCAGGUGCAACAUGUAAAACUGGGCCAUUUUGCAUCUGAUGAGAAUGGCAACUAUAAGCUCAGUAUUCAGGAAGAAAAGAUAGUGUGGAGGACAGGCAAAAAGCAUGUCUCUGCUGACUUUGUUUUUCAUGCUCAACUCAGCCUGUGUCCUCCCUUCAACGCACACCUCAAAUGCAAGAUUCACUUAUCCAUCUACAGCUUCAACGAAUGCCCAAGCUUUGUGGCAGAUGGUCAAUUUGUCAUUGGAGGGAUCUUUCCCCUCCAUUAUAACCAGGAAAUGCCUGACCUUAACUGCACCUACCGACCACCACCAGUGAAGUGCAACGGAUUUGAUCCCAGGGCCUUCCGCUGGGCUCUAACCAUGAGGCUGGCCGUGGAGGAGAUAAACCAAAGUCCAGAACUAUUGCCAAAUUACACCCUUGGGUACAAAAUCUUUGACUCUUGUGCCUAUCCACUAACCGGUCAGAGGGCUGCUUUGGCUGUGUUGAACGGGCUGAGUGAGAACGACUCUCCUGUGUGCAGUGGUGCUUCUCCACUGCUCGCUGUGAUUGGAGAAUCAGGUUCCGCUCAGUCCAUUGUGGUGUCAAGAAUCCUGCGGCCAUUCAGAAUCCCAAUGAUCAGCUACUUUUCUUCAUGUGCUUGUUUCACUGACAGAAGAAAAUAUCCAACUUUUUUCAGAGUCAUUCCAAAUGAUGAUUAUCAGGUGAAGGCUAUUGCCCAGUUGCUGGUGCGCUUCAACUGGACGUGGGUGGGACUUGUCAGAGGAGACCAUGAAUAUGGCCGCUUUGCUGUACAAGGUCUACUGAGGGAAUUACAAGGUACCAACGUGUGUGUGGCUUACCAAGAAAUGAUCCCGCUGCUCUACAAUCGCCAGAAAGCUCUGGAGAUUAUGCAGGUGAUGCGUACCUCUAUGGCAAAAGUGGUAGUGGUAUUUUCAGCAGAGGGGGAAAUGACACCGUUCUUGAGAGACUACAUGAUUGAGAACAUCACCGGAAUCCAGUGGGUCGCCAGUGAAGCUUGGAUCACAGCGUCUGUAUUCACAGGGAACGAGUAUUACCCCUUCUUAGGAGGCACAAUUGGGUUUGGCAUCAGAAAAGGUCACAUCUCCAGACUCAGUGACUACCUGCUGACAGUCAGCCCCCAGAAUUAUCCCAAUAAUCGUCUGGUGGAUGAGCUGUGGGAGGCCCUGUAUGGCUGCAGUCCUUUUCCCUCCUCUGCCUCUCAGCUUCCACUGUGCACGGGACAGGAAAUGUUGCUGGAACAGCAUUCAGCCUACAUGAACACAUCCAGUCCAAGAGUGGCCUAUAAUGUCUAUAAGGCCGUAUAUGCAGUUGCUCAUUCGCUGCAUAACCUUCUUCUCUGUCAAGAAGGCAGUGGGCCUUUUCAAAACAAAUCAUGUGCUCAGCCAACCAACGUACUCCCCUGGCAGCAAUAUCUCCAGGAAGUUACUUUCAACAUGGCCGGGGAAGAGGUGAAUUUUGACUUGAAGGGGGACUCUGUGCCCUACUACGACAUUAUCAACUGGCAGAGGGGCACAAGCGGGAGCAUUGAAUUUGUCACCGUGGGGCUGUUCGAUGGAACCAAGCCUACCGGAGACGAGCUGCUGAUCCAGGAGGACAGGAUAAUGUGCCAGUGUCUGUAUGCAGCACCAGCUGUCCUCCGGGGUCCCGGAAAGCUGUCCGUCGUGGGGAGCCUGUUUGCUGCUUUGACUGUAUACCAUGUGACAGUGGCAAAAUUAGCAAUCAGACAA